Lingula anatina is the source of this 729-nucleotide messenger RNA. Lineage: Eukaryota; Metazoa; Brachiopoda; Lingulata; Lingulida; Lingulidae. The record is from the annotation of a RefSeq genome assembly.
AUGAGAAAAAUUGAUUUUACAAAUAUGAUUUAUAGUGAAAAAAGUCACUCUUUAUUUAGGGGAUUUUUCCUUGAUGGGUGGGUAAGAUUUUUUCUAGCUUUUUUAUUUAUUUUUAUUUGUAUACCAUUUUUAAAGCCUACAGGAAUUUGGAGGUCGUGUCUCCAAUCAAGAUUCAAGUCUUUAAACCAAUUCUUGAUGGAUCAGUCUUUGAUAUAUGUACCUAAAGGAAGAAAGAGAGUAGGUCCAUUCCUAUCAGGUGUAUUUUUUUGUAUACUUUUUAUUAACUUAGUUAGUCUUACUCCUUUAGGUGUAGUUUAUAGAGCUCAUAUUAUGUUCACUCUCCCUUUGGCUGUUGUUUUAUGAGCAAGCCUAGUAGUUAAGGGCUUUUGAAAUGGUCGGGUUUUUCUUUCUAGUGAGUUUUUAUCAUCUUCUAUUCCGCGAUUUUUAGCCAUUCCGUUUGCAUGUCUAGAGAUCUUAGGUCAUAUCAUUCGACCUCUUACUUUAUCUGCACGGUUUAGGGUAAAUGCUAUAGCUGGUCAUAUUAUAUAUAAAAGAGUAUUAGCCUACUCAGCCAAGCUAGCUAAGGUUAGAUUAUUUAAGGGUGGCUUAGUCUUUAUUUUGUCAAUAGGAUGUUUUGCUGCUGAGGUUUGUAUUUGCUUUCUUCAAGCUUAUGUAUUCUUCAUUUUGUUAAAUGUUUACUAUAACCAAUAUAGAAAGCCUAAAUGCUAA